This is a messenger RNA of Brassica rapa (field mustard), 1629 nucleotides long. RefSeq names its product cytochrome c-type biogenesis CcmH-like mitochondrial protein. The record is from RefSeq and is a predicted model, not a curated record. NCBI's taxonomy places the organism in Eukaryota, Viridiplantae, Streptophyta, Magnoliopsida, Brassicales, Brassicaceae.
GGAAAUUCUGUGUAUAGAAAUAGAUUAAUUGCCUUCCCUCUGUUGUUGAGUUUGCUCAGUCUUCGCCUAAAAGCAAAGAUGGAAGUUAUGAUAUGCCUGAAUGAAUGUGCGGUCUUCACAAGUAAUGACCAGACGACUACUUACAUCGCUAAAAGAUUUAGAAAGAAAAUAUCAGCACCAUUGGGUCUCUGGCGUCAGUAUGUUCAAAGAGAGAGAUGGUAACAUUUUGCUAGUGUUAGGGUACACCUGAGUGAGUUAAAGCUUCUCUAGCCUCCAUCCACCCAUGGCUCCACACCCCAAGUACACAAGAUGAGUGAUGAAGAAGAAGAGUAACACUUUAACACACCAACACAGGAACAUUUUCUGUCUAGAGAAACGAGUUAUCAGUGUGGUGCGUUUGUGUUCAGUCUCACUUUCUCCUAUCGUAGGAUGCGUAUUUGCUUGAAUUGUUGUUUUGCAUAUGUUCUUUCUUGACUCAGUUGAUGUUUAGGUUCAUUGCUCCAUGUUUGUUGUCUUCUAAUUAAUGCAACUAUAGGGCCCAAUUUUAAUAUGGAUGGAAGGGCCCUACCCUUGUUUAUAUGCUCUCGGGCCAUAACUCACACACGCAAAGGUCGUCUUUACAACACACGUUGCAGUUUGAAGUUUCAACGCUCCUUCACACGCCUCCUCGAUCAACAGGCAUCUUCCUUGUUGCUCGGAGAUUCGAAAGGUUUCAUUUUUCAGCUCCAGGUUGAUCAUCUGAGCUGAGGGCUGACUAAGGCGGGUUUUCAAAUCUCUCUCGCUUCCUUCAUCAUUCACUUUUAGUUCCUAACAUUAUGUGAUUUUGAUAUGUUGUGUCCACAACAUGUUCGACGAAAUGCGUGUGUGAAAACUUACUAUAUUGGAUACCAUGAAAAUUUUCAGGGCAAUGGAGAAAAGAGACGAGGAUCUGAAGAAGGCUCAGAUGCUGGACGCUCGAGCCAGAAACAUCAGCCACAACGUUCGCUGCACUGAGUGUGGGAGUCAGUCCAUUGAAGACUCACAGGCAGAUGUUGCUAUUCUCCUUAGACAGCUGAUACGCGAUGAGAUUGGAGCUGGAAAAACCGACAAAGAGAUCUACAGUAAGCUGGAGGAUGAGUUUGGAGAGACUGUUCUUUAUGCUCCCAAAUUUGAUAUGCAGACAGCUGCAUUGUGGCUAACUCCGGUUCUGAUAGCUGGAGGUACUGCUGCAGGGUUGGUUUACAGUAAGCACAGGCAAAGGACUAAUGUGCACAUCAUGGCGUUGGAUCUUAUUAGAGGUGUUUCAUUGACUCCAAAAGAGAGAGUCACCAUUCUCGAUCUUCUUAUUCCGCCUCCCCCUCCUCCUCAGGGAGUGGCUUCCCGGCUGAGGAGAUGGCUGAAUCUCCGUUAGUUCCUCCUUAGCUCUGUUGUGCUUGAGUCAGAUAUUAUCGUCUUAGCCAAAUAAAACACUAUGUGGAAGGAAUGAGUACCACACAAUUGCCCACAAGAAUGAUAGACUUAGAUAUUGAACUAAAGUUCAUCUUGUAGUCUCAAUUUCUAAGUUUUUGUAUGUACGCAGAUCGCAAAAUAUUCCCUGUAUUUGUAUCUCUUUCUUCAGAGGUUACGAAUAAAACAAACCUUGGCUCUCUC